Molecule: messenger RNA, 486 nt
Organism: Paramecium tetraurelia
Lineage: Eukaryota; Ciliophora; Oligohymenophorea; Peniculida; Parameciidae
Exons: 3
Source: RefSeq, a predicted model, not a curated record
AUGCAAGCAAAAGGUGACACUGCUAUUGAUAUGGAAAUGAUGAUUGAAAGCACAGAACAUUUAAAUAAUUUAAAGAGUGAUUCACCUAAGGGUUAAAUAACUGAUUAGAGUGGUGAGAACCAAAGCUUGAAUCAAAAAGUCAGUUAGAUUGACUUGGAGUUCUAGAAGCUUUUAUGUUAGUUAAUUGAGACUAAAUUAAGUGAGAAUACAAUUACAUAAGUUCGUGACUUGUUAAGAAGAUUAUCUGGUUCUCUAAUUAUGGGGAUUCCGAACGGGCCACAGAUACUCAACAGUCUUUACUAAAUCAUCCUAAAAUUUCCCAUUUAGUCCAUUAUCUAGUGUAUUGUCCAGACUCAAAAAGUUGAUCAAAAGAGUGAAAUAGCUGAUCCUAAAGAGGCUGAAUUUGUUCCAAAAGUCAAGGGAUACCCAAAUAAGCCAGCAGUCCGCAUUUCAUUUGUAUAAAUCGCAAAGCAAGAGAACAGAUGA